AUGGUUGGUAUCAGGACUCUCUCCAUCAUGGAUAUCGACCAUGUUCCCAUCCAUGUCAAGUCAGAGAUCCAGCAGUUCUUCGAGCUGUACAAGUCCCUGGAGGCCAAACCCGGGAAGCCCAAGUGGGUGAAGAUCCGCUCGUGGGGAGACCGAGAACAAGCUCUCAAGGAGCUUAAGGACUCCAUCGACCUCUACGAGAAGUCGAUGGCAAGAAAUUCGUUCCUCCGUUGCCUGCACUUUGUCCUCGUCCUCGUCCUCGUCCUCGUCCUCGUCCUCGUCCUCGACAAGGAUUCCACAAAAGAUGAACCUCUUCCUCCUGUUGGUAACGUUUACGAGCUCACCCCCGAACUCUGCAGCCUGCGGGAGGGAGCUCCUAGAGGUGUCUGCUCUGCCUACGUAGAGGUGAAGAAAGGAGACGCAAACAAGUACGAAUGGGACAAGGACACAGGUUUCCUUACACUUGAUCGAGUGCUCCAUAGCUCGAUUUUCUAUCCUGGUGAUUACGGUUUCAUCCCACGCACUCUUUGCGGCGAUGGCGACCCAAUCGACGUUGUCAUUCUCUCCAACUUUUCUCUCACUCCAGGAGUUCUUUGCGACGUUCGCGUGGUCGGCGCUCUUGACAUGGCGGAUGAGAAGGGCGAAGAUCAAAAGCUGCUCGCAGUUGUUGACUCGGAUCCUCGUUGGAAUGAGAUUCAAGACCUUGGGGAUGUUGAGGAGCACAUCAAGAGGGAGAUUGCUCAGUUCUUUGAGACGUACAAGGAGCUGGAGAACAAGCCGGCCAUCGUCAGCCCCUUGUGCAGCCCGCAAGUUCGUCCUGGAGAGGCUCCGCUUGCUCCUCCUCUUGGAUCUUUCCAUCCUCGCAAGAAGACCAAGUUCGCCAUCAUUAAGGGCUGGGUGGACAAGGCUGGAGCUCUCAAGCUGUUGGAGGCUGCUCAAGCUGCUUUCAUGUCGACGGGAACGAUCGAAAGAGAGGGAGACGAGGACGAGGACGAGGACGAGGACGAGGACGAGGACGGGGACGGGGACGGGGACGAGGAUAAGGACGAGGACGAGGACGGGGACGAGGACGAGGACGAGGAGCAGCGCUCCUACUGUUUGUCACGCGAUAGUGAGAGCACCGAGGAACACCAACGUCAAGUACGAUGUUCUGCCCAAGACAGGACUGUUGAAGGCAGACAAGGUUCUUCAUUCUGCUGUUGUUUACCCGGGAGAUUUUUGCUCCCUUCCUCAAACACUCGCUGA
Guillardia theta CCMP2712 is the source of this 1242-nucleotide messenger RNA. RefSeq lists its product as hypothetical. NCBI's taxonomy places the organism in Eukaryota, Cryptophyceae, Pyrenomonadales, Geminigeraceae. The coding region runs from base 1 to 1242 and encodes 413 amino acids. The transcript is spliced from 18 exons. The record is from RefSeq and is a predicted model, not a curated record. Gene Ontology annotation, cellular component: cytoplasm; cytosol. Gene Ontology annotation, biological process: phosphate-containing compound metabolic process. Gene Ontology annotation, molecular function: inorganic diphosphate phosphatase activity; magnesium ion binding.